AUGAGUAAAGCGGACAUCGAAUGUAUAUCGGUCGAUGGCUUGGUGUGGAGGUGUCAGGCUUGUGCUCAGACGAGACGUAAGAGCAUGAGAUUCGACUCUGAAAUGACGGAAGGAAAACUUACACUGGAAGAUGUAAUGAAAAAGGUGACGGAAAUUUUUGAAAAUCAAAAACAAGCUGAAAAAAAUGUUAAUACAUCAUAUGAAGCUUUGAGUGAUAAACUGGAAGACAACACGAAAGCUAUCAAAGAGCAAACUGCUUCCCUUGAAAAGUGCCUCAGGAUGAUUGACGAGCUGGCUGCGGAAAACAGAAGCCUUCGAGAGAAAGUGAGCAGUCUGGAGAUGCGUAUUGACGACUUGGAACAAUACUCUAGAGUCAAUUCUGUGAAGAUACAUGGCAUCCCUCAACAGAAGAACGAAGACGUAGUGGCGGUCGUAAAGGAAGUUGGAAAGGCGCUCGACUUGGAGAUCACGGACUCGAUGAUUGACAACUGUCAUCGCUUGGGAAGGAGACCUGGCCCGAACAGUCCGCAACCAGGAAUUGUGGUCAAAUUCGUUCGACGUCUGGACAAAGAGGAACUGCUGAGGAAGUGCCGUGUCAAGAGCAACUUCUCCACCAGACACAUGAACCUCAGCAUGGAUCAGCCCAUUUAUAUAAAUAAGGCUUUAUCACAGGCGAGAAGGCGUCUGCUAGCGGCGGCGCGACAAGUCAAGAAAGAAAAGAGCUUCAAGUAUCUCUGGGUUCGAGGUGGAAAAAUUUUUCUCAGAAAGGAAGAGAAGGCGCCAGUGUUUCAGGUGACUUGCCAGGCGGACUUGGAUAGGUUUUAG
Messenger RNA from Homalodisca vitripennis (glassy-winged sharpshooter), 825 nucleotides. RefSeq lists its product as uncharacterized. NCBI's taxonomy places the organism in Eukaryota, Metazoa, Arthropoda, Insecta, Hemiptera, Cicadellidae. The record is from RefSeq and is a predicted model, not a curated record. The transcript has a single exon. Bases 1 to 825 code for a protein of 274 amino acids.